AAAAGUACAAAAAAGACUGCGUUUAUUCUUGCCCAACUCUGAGAAAUGAUGCAACAGGGAGAACACAUGCCUUAAAUUAAAUGGUAAGAGGGAGAAAAGAAAAGGAAAAGGAAGAAAAAAAAAACCACAGCAAUGCAUUCAAUUAAUUUUCCAGGAAUCUUUCACUUUGCAUUUCAAUGAGCAAUGUUUCUUUUGUUGUAAGUGUGCACAGCAUCUGACACGGACAACUUCACAGGCAGCCUCACACUAAACCGGUUAAACACUCCAAAAUAUGUGGAAUGGAAUAUAUGAAAAAUAAAAUACGUAAGUUGUCUAAACUGGGUUACCGAUGUUUAUUAAUAUUACAGCACCCCCAAAAAAAUCACCAACAGCCUGACCUUGACAUUGAAUUUUCUUCUUUUUACAAAAAUAGGUCUCAUGGAUUUUUUUAUUUUGUUUUUUUUAAAAAGACACAGAUUCUCUGAACAUCAUCUGCUUGAGUUCUGAAUUACAACAAAUGGUACAUAACAUUCAUAUAGCGUCCAUACUGUCAAGAUUUUGGGGGUCUCUCUCUCUCUCUCUCUCUCUGGCUUUCAUGCAACAAGUUCAGGACAGUCAUGAAGUCAAUCACAUCUACAGCUACUCGUUGAAUCCACCGUCUGACUGGACAGUGGCUCUGACACAGCAACACUAACACAGGAGAUGCAUUAACACCGUUAUUACGCGCACAUGAGACAAUUUAAAAAAAAAAUAAAAAACUGGAAGCGCCAAGUUGGACCAUGCAAACCAAAACGAUCACAUCCACAUGACACACGCUGCCUGCCUGCCUGUCUGUCUGCAACACUUGUGAAUAAUAAAUCUAUUAAAGCUUUCAUUUUUAAACAAUCCCCCCCUCCGUUGUGAUUCGCAGCAUUCCCCAUCUAUGAAGUCAAACACACGGCAUACCUGCAGGAAAUCUGGUUUAAAAAAAAAAAAAAAAAAAAAAAAAAAAACCAAAACAAAACAAAAGAUCUGCGGAUGAUGAUGAGGAUGAAAAGCCGAGCCUGUCGCAUCGACCUGUCCCUUCGUGGGCCUAAUUAAGAUGUCGGUCUGUGUGCUGUACAUGUCGGGUCUGUGUGUUCAAUGCGACGGAAGGCAGCGGAACGACACAUCGCUUAAAUCAUAGAAUAUAAAUUAGUUCUCAGAAUUUCGGGGGCUGGGUUUAAGGAACUCGUGACGUCGCCGGCUCGACGUCCUGUGACUCUGGACGCAACCAUCGUCAGAGAGGGGGGGGGGAUUGGUGGUAGCCGGGUGCCCAACAAACGAUUUCCUGCAUUAUUUUAGGAAAUAAUUGUCGUUUUCGGACUCUUUUAAAUGCCCGGGACGCGGCCGGCUCGCUGACGGGACCGCCGUGUGUAGAAAGAGCGAGAAAAAUCGCUUUGAAAACGAGUGUUUUCCGCCACAUGGGAAAAAAACGUCUCACCCCCGCGCUGGGAAAGUGGUACGGUCCCGGGCUCAAAUUCCGAGAAUUGAGCUCGUCUGAUUCUUAGAACUGGGGUUCUUAGAAGUGGUGAUGCAAGAAGUUUCUAGGAAAGCGCUACCAGAACUUGACAAAAUGGCUUGCGCAGCAGACAGCUGCAUACAGUUCACACGCCAUGCAAGUGAUGUCCUGCUCAACCUGAACCGGCUCCGCAGCAGAGACAUCCUCACAGAUGUCACUAUCCUGGUCAACAGACAGCAGUUCCGUGCACACAAGACCGUCCUCAUGGCUUGCAGUGGGCUCUUUUACACCAUCUUUACUGACUCCCACAAGUGCAACCUUAACGCGAUCAGUCUGGACCCAAAGGUGGACCCAGAGGGCUUCGCCAUCCUGCUGGAGUUCAUGUACACCUCCCGUCUCACACUAAAGGAGAGUCUGAUCAUGGCGAUCAUGAACACAGCCAUCUACCUGCAGAUGGACCAUGUUGUGGACACGUGCCACAGAUUCAUCAAAUCCAGCGAUCCGGCCAAGCUGCCCAGAGAUGAGUUUUUGGUCAGUCCCUUGGUUUUACCUCAGGAUGUCCACGCGUACCGGCCCCAUGAUGUUGUUGACAGUUUGCACAGCCGCGUAGCUCCGUUCAGGGAUGGAAGGCCCUACGGCUCAAACAUGUUCAACGGGGUCAGCACCCCCAGCAACUACCAUCUCUACGGGCAGUUUCCCAUGCCAGGAUUCCCUUUCCCUCUGUGCAAGCUGACUGAUGCCAAAAAUGCUUUUGCUGACCUCUCUAAGAGUGGUAUCCACCACAAGCAUUGUUCUCCACAUGACAGCGCCAACAUCAUCAGGGCAGAGUACAGCAGGGCGGUGGGCUCCAGCUCCUCCAGCAUUAUUCACUCCACCACCUACGCUUCCAGGGAGGUAGGGAGAGACGACGAGAUGAGGAAGGAAAGCCACGAGGGGGUCGGCCAGUCUAUUGCUCUCGGAGCGAGGAAACGUGCGUUCCCCGUGUUGACCCUCGAGCCCCAGAAGGACUCCGGCAAAGAUAACACUCCUCAAGUGGAGGAAGACCUGAUCCAUCAGCACUACCCCCUCGGAAUCUCCUCCGCCGGACGCAAGAGCCUCAUGAGCAGCCCGCAGAGCCCCCUCAAAUCAGACUGCCAGCCCAACUCCCCAACAGAGUCCAGCAGCAGCAAGAACGCCAGCCUCUCUCAAGCCGCAGGAGUGCAAGUACCGCAGGGCACGCCGGACCCCAAGGCUCGCAACUGGAAGAAGUACAAGUUCAUCGUGUUGAAUCAGAGCGCGAAGGAGGACGAGGUGGGGCUGCGGGAUCCUGGGCUCCGCUCCCCUCAGCGCCUCGGCCUGCAACCCUACCUCCACCCCAGCGACUCGGAGAACCUCGACCCACAAACCACGAGCAAGAGCAACGAUCACAGCGAGGACCUGCCUGCGCCCCAGGCCAGUCGGCUCAACAAUAUCAUCAACAGCGCACUUGAGGGCUCGCUGAGGAACGGUGACAGCCACCCUCAACACUACCUGAGCCGUCUGAACUGCUCAACCUGCGGCACGCCGUCCCCACAGCACUCAGAAGUCUGUCCCAACACCUCCAGGUCCCGUCUCACAGACGACAUGGCGGAGCUGCACUCCGAAUACUCAGACUCCAGCUGUGAAAACGGCACGUUCUUCUGUAACGAAUGUGACUCCAAGUUCGCCGAGGACGAAGCGCUGAAACAACACAUGCUUCAAGUGCACAGCGACAAGCCAUACAAGUGCGACCGCUGCCAGGCUGCUUUCCGCUACAAGGGCAACCUGGCCAGCCACAAGACUGUCCACACAGGGGAGAAGCCGUAUCGCUGUAAUAUUUGUGGUGCUCAGUUCAACCGACCAGCUAACCUCAAGACUCACACUCGCAUCCACUCAGGAGAGAAGCCAUACAAAUGUGAGACGUGCGGCGCUCGUUUUGUACAGGUUGCUCAUCUCCGUGCUCAUGUGUUGAUCCACACCGGUGAGAAGCCAUACCCGUGUGAGAUCUGCGGAACACGCUUCCGUCACCUGCAGACGCUGAAGAGCCACCUGCGCAUCCACACGGGAGAGAAGCCCUAUCAUUGUGAGAAAUGCAACUUGCACUUCCGCCACAAGAGUCAGCUCCGUCUGCAUCUGCGACAGAAGCACGGCGCCAUCACUAACACGAAGAUUCAAUACCGCAUGUCGACGGCGGACAUGCCUACUGACUUGACAAAGGCAUGCUGAGCAGGAAGAAGGGAACAGUUUCAAAAAGGAGGCAAUCUUGACCUUGGCAUUUUAAAAGACCCCAACUUGUACAAUCAUCCAAAAUUGUAGUGCCACACUGUGUUCAUUAGACAAAUAAAUUGGCUGUGUACGCCAUUCUAAACGGGUUUCCACUACAUGUGAACGUAGAGCCACAUACGGCAUCUUAGUCACUUUAUUGUUUCUAUAUAGAUAUAAAUAUAUAUAUAUAUAUAUAUGUAUGUCGGACGUGUUUCUAAGCUUUGAAGGUACGUAUAUAAAGCUUUAUUUUGUUGAGAAGGAUGGAAUGUAAACAAUCUGUUUUUUGAAAAUACAGUAUUUUAUAUCAGAGAACUUACUUUUCUGAAAGUAUUGAAAAUUUUGAUCGACGGGUGGUACAUAUAUUUUAAGAUAACGAGAUUUGCGGCUGUAUAGAGUUGUCUAUACAUUUUUAUGUAGAUGUACGUACAUGUUGCACCAUGUCAAGUUGCCAUACUCAUGUGAAGGGGUAAAAAAAUGACGAAAUUGAUUUUUAGUGGAAAAAACAUAUCAGAUGACUGCUGCUGUCUGAUGAGGAUAUGCAUGAGGUACUCUGUUACCGUCGCCAGUUGUCAGCGCACAUGAAGUGGGCAACUGCAUAAAUAUUGUGACAUAUUGUGUAAUUAUAUCUGUGGGAUUGCUCUCUGCUGGCAGAGCCAAUCUAAGUGUUGAAACUGCAUUUCAAGGUACUGCUUUGUUAUGACCAAGAAAAUAUUUUGCUUCAGAUAUGUAUUUGUAUAGAUGUGAAUUUCUUUUUUUCUUUUCUUUUCUUUUUUUUCUUUUUGUUCAUUUGUUUUCCAUAAGUGAAGGUUUACAGUUUUUUGGUCAUUGUUCUAGAUCCUACAGUAAAGUUGUUUGUGUCAAGGUUUUUUUGUUUGUACAUACACUGUGUAUUCAAUGUGCCUUUCUCUAUGGUGACUGAAUUCUUCUCCGUUCAGCCCGGCUGUAUUAAGGUACAACUCAAGGACACCACUAGUCCUAGAUCCCUGUUUGUUUGUAUGUGUGUGUACGUACGUAUGUAUGUAUGUAUGUGUGAGUGUGUGUAUAUAUUUUUAAAUGCUUGUUGUCACCGACCCUAAAACAUGCAAAUUCAUCAUUGUAAAUCUUCAGGACUUGUUUUUGGAUUGGGCUUUUUUAACUGCAUUAAAAAUAAUUGUACAAUGUUUAGAUGUAUGAAUGUAAAAUAAACGUAUUGGAUUUCUAUGUAUUAA
Molecule: messenger RNA, 4929 nt
Organism: Acanthopagrus latus (yellowfin seabream)
Lineage: Eukaryota; Metazoa; Chordata; Actinopteri; Spariformes; Sparidae
Gene: bcl6aa
Product: BCL6A transcription repressor a
Exons: 9
Coding region: 1532-3682 (716 amino acids)
Biological process (GO): regulation of transcription by RNA polymerase II
Cellular component (GO): nucleus
Molecular function (GO): DNA-binding transcription factor activity, RNA polymerase II-specific; protein binding; RNA polymerase II cis-regulatory region sequence-specific DNA binding
Source: RefSeq, a predicted model, not a curated record